AUGCUGACCACCUACGAAACCAACAUGCUGACCAGCAGUUCUGCUAGCACAUCAUCAACCCCUGUUAAGAUAACAACCACACAAGAGGCCAGCACAUCCACCAACACUGAUUCAGGUAUCCCAGCCCUCGCCAACCUCGACCUCCUCACAAUUCAUAACGCUUACCAGAACCACCUCUGCACAGCCGUAGAAUUAACCUCCGCCUAUCUAGCACAAAUUCAAGAAUUAAACCCCGAGUUUCACGCCCUGGCGGAAAUCAAUCCAGACGCCACAUCAACCGCCCAUCUCCUUGACACGGAAAGACUGACAAAAGGUCCUCGAGGCCUCCUGCACGGCAUACCCAUACUCCUCAAAGACAACAUACCCACCCUCGACGCCACGUCUACAACAUGUGGCAGUGUCGCCCUAAUAGGUGCCAGACCACCCAGAGAAGCUGAAGUUGUAACGGCGGUACGUAAAGCAGGGGCUGUGGUGCUCGGAAAGGGGAAUAUGGCAGAGUGGGCUGGAUUUCGGUCUACGAGUGGAUGUUCGGGAUGGAGCGCAAGAGGUGGGCAGACUAAAGGUAUCUACUACCCAGGUAUGAAGGCUAGUGGGAGUUCGGGAGGUUGUGCCGUGGCGGUUGCGACAGGGAUGUGUUUCGCAGCAUUGGGGACGGAGACAUGCUAUUCCAUCGUUUCCCCAGCUGAGAAGUCCGGUAUCAUUGGCUUCAAACCUACGCGUGGUCUUCUAUCUUCCGAGGGCCUCAUUCACGCAUCCAAAAGACUGGAUACCAUUGGUAUACUCACACGUACCGUUUCAGAUGCAUCUUUAUUCCUUGUCGGCCUCGUUCAGCAAGGCGGUCAUCUCUCGUCACCAAUGAAGCAGAAGCUUGUACAUGACCUUGGCAGUACAUGCUCAAGCACCUACCUAUACGGCGUCCGUAUCGGCAUUCCCAGCGGUCUCAGCGACUUGCAAAACCUCCCUUCAUGCAAAAAGGAAGCGUUUGAGAGGACCAUCACCCGGUUAGAAAGCGCAGGAGCCACCAUUAUCCGCGACUUUCCAAUUCCCGGCGCUCGGAGUUGGGAAGUUCUUCCACACGAAGCCAGAGAUGUCAUCUUGGCCACAGACAUGAAGGUGGUGAUAAACACUUACCUCUCAUCUCUCGUCACCAAUCCCAACAACAUCAAAAACCUCCAAGAUCUUAUUGCUUUCACAAAAGCGCAUCCAGCGGAGCAAUAUCCGCAACGAAAUGUCCAAGGACUUGAGAGAGCGGAAGCCUCAGAUCCGGAUGGACUACUCUACAAUACUAUGCUAGCAAAGGAUAGAUAUUACACAGGAGAAGGGGGCAUCGAAGCGGCAUUGUGUAGAAAAUGUUGCGACGUUAUGAUUUUACCGACCUUGAGUGUCACCAUGCAGACCUUCGCUGCGAAAGCAGCGAGUCCGGUGAUGAGCGUACCUAUGGGUGCGUUCCCGGAAGAUACGCCGGUGGAGAAGGACUCUAAGAACGGCUUGGUUAAUGUGGCACCUGGUAUACCAUUCUCGGCAUACAUCUUUGGAAGGGCGGCCAAGGAUGAAGAUGUACUCAAAGUUGGGCAUGUGCUGGAGCAGGUGACGAAGGUUAGGAAGACAUUGGUGCCGUAUGUAGAUGCGACAGCACAGCAGACACGAUGA
Molecule: messenger RNA, 1650 nt
Organism: Alternaria atra
Lineage: Eukaryota; Fungi; Ascomycota; Dothideomycetes; Pleosporales; Pleosporaceae
Exons: 1
Coding region: 1-1650 (549 amino acids)
Source: RefSeq, a predicted model, not a curated record